AUGAGGUCGCACGGACUUGCAUUCAUUCCUGUGCGUCCUUUUUUAUUAUGGACCCUCGUCUUUUUAUCUUUAUUAUUCAUUUUCACGUAUGCAAAAGCAAAACUUGACUCUCAAGAACUUGUCCAUUUUACUCCUCCUCACUUCUCAAGACUAGUGAGUAUUGUCGAUGCUCUUCCUCCAAAACUUGACCUUAGUCCAAUCAAUUUGGUCCUCAUUUCUACACUGGAUGGCAACCUGCACGGUGUCGACCGGUAUACUGGCCAUGUGUUAUGGAGUCUAGAAGGUGCUGCCGAUGGCUCUUUAAUUAAAACAUCUACGCGUCCUUCUACUAAACAAUAUAAUGUAUCUGACAACUGUGACAACGAUAAGUUUGAUUAUGAUCUAUUUCCCUACAAUGAUAAUGGUCAACCGAUCGACGAUUCUCAACUAUCCAAGUUAAAUGAUGAUCCCGAUCUAGAAAUUACCUAUAUCGUUGAACCAAAUAAUGAUGGUAUUUUAUAUAUGUUCUCUCCAGAGACCGGUCUUCAGAAAUUUCCUCAAACAGUUAAACAAUUGGUUAUGAAUUCUCCAUUUCGGUCUGUUGAUGGUAAAGUAUUCAUCGUCGGCAGUAAAUCUACAAAAUUCUUUGCCAUCGAUCCUGCUACCGGCAAAGUUCUCCAAUCGUUCAACAGCGAUGAUGAAUUAAAUGAAUGUCCAUCUACUGGUUCACUUCCUCGAGAUGCUUUGUAUAUGGGCAUGAAUGCGUAUAAAAUUUCAAUCUUUAAUGAGCGCGGUAAACCAAAAUGGAACCUUACCUAUACCGAAUAUGUCCCCCAUAGUUUUGACGCCAGCAUUGAAAUGAUACAUAAUACUUCUCCUGAUGGUUCUUACAUUUCUUCUACUCAUAAUGGUGAAGUUCUUUCAACUGACUCUACAAAUGGCGAACAUAAUUGGUAUCAGCAAUUUUCUUCUCCAGCUGUCGGAUUUUUUGAUGUAUUGGCAUCAAAAGAAUUGUCAAGCGGUCUUCAUAUCGUGAGACAACCAAGACCUUCUAUUGCUUAUUAUGAUCGUCGAGUGAAGCAAGAAUCUUCACAAUUAUCUGCGUACAUUGGAAAUAUUAACGGUACAUUGUUUGUUAUGUCGGUUGAAAACUAUCCGUUAAUCCAAUAUAUACGGCCUGAUAGUAUUCCACCCGGACAAAAUGAGGUUCCCGAGCAUAAAGAACGUUGCCAUCCUGGUUCAUCAAUAUAUCCAAAGUGUUUGGUUGGAAAUCAUGUGAUCAUCCCUUCUGAGGUACCUUUAAUUGAUCCUCCUCCAAAAGGCAACAAUACCAUUCCCGUGAAUUCUUCCAAACCACAGAUCACAGCGCAAGUCGGUAUAUCCUGGGCUAUUAUUAUCAUGGUCAUUUUUGUGAUCUUUUUUUGGAAUGGAAGACGAGGAACUGGUUUAAGGUCUUCGUUAGAAAAUAGAAGACGGUUUGGCUUUUUAUUCAAAAACAAAUUGAUGGAUUUCUUUAAACAAAGUCCCCAGCGUGACACACUUUCUACGAAGCCUGGUGGAAAAAAAGACCCUCCGAAGAAGAAUAAGAAACGCGGUAAAUCGGCGGCAGUAACAAAAUCAACGGUAGCAAACAAAAAAUCGGAUGUAAAAGAUGAUGAAAAAAUGAAUAAAUUACCUUCGAUGAAAGGUGUGCCUUCAAAAGAAUUGUUACCAAUAGUUAAUGAUAGUGUUCUUCCUACGAGAAAUCUUAAUAUGGAUAAUAGUGCUGUACCUGCGACCACGGAACAUAUUACCUCUACUGUUUCGACUGUUUCGACCAAUGCUAAUGGUGAAAUAAAAUUGAAUUCUUUGGUGGUUACGGAUACUAUUUUAGGUUAUGGAAGCCAUGGAACUAUUGUAUACAAAGGAUCUUUUGAAGGUCGUGAUGUUGCUAUUAAAAGGCUUUUACUAGAUUUUUAUGAAAUUGCAUAUCAUGAAGUAUCAUUAUUACAAGAAAGUGAUGAUCAUCCAAAUGUUAUCCGUUAUUAUUGUAAAGAACAAAGUGAUCGAUUUUUAUAUAUUGCUCUUGAACUUUGUCCCGCUUCAUUACAUGAUUUGAUAGAACGAGGUUCAACGUUUCAACAUGCAUAUUUGUUAAAAUUGUUACAUCCUCCCUCCAAGAUUCUUUACCAAAUAGUUUCGGGUUUGCAUCAUCUGCAUUCAAUGAAAAUAGUACAUCGUGAUAUUAAACCACAAAACAUAUUAAUAGCUCCAUCUAAGAGUAAAAAGGUUACAAGAGAUGGUGUUACACAAUCAGCAACUGUGAGAGUAUUAAUAUCAGAUUUUGGUUUAUGUAAAAAGUUGGAUGGUGAAUCUAGUAGUUUUCAUAAUACAACAAACAAUGCAGGUGGAACUAUUGGUUGGAGAGCACCAGAGUUAUUAUCUCCACCGUCACCAGACGGAACAAAUAAUGAAGUUUGGACAUCUGUAGAUCGUCUAAAUGAUAAUUCUUUUACAUCAUCGUCAUCAAGCUCAGAUCAUGAUAAUGGUCAACCACGAAGAGUAACAAAGUCUAUAGAUAUAUUUUCAGCAGGCUGUUUAUUUUAUUAUGUACUUACUGGUGGUGACCAUCCAUUUGGUGAUAGAUAUUCAAGAGAGAUAAAUAUUUUGAAAGGAGUUUAUGAAUUAAACAAGUUAGAUGGAAUGGGUGAAGAAGGUAUUGAAGCUAAAGAUUUAAUUGAAAGGAUGAUCGAACGUGACCCUAAAAAAAGACCAAAAUCUGGAACAGUGAUGAUACAUCCAUAUUUCUGGUCACCAUCAAAAAGGCUUUCAUUUUUACAAGAUGCUUCAGAUAGAUUUGAGAUAGAAGAAAGAGAUCCACCAUCACCACUUUUACAGCGAUUAGAACAAGGAGUUGGAAAAGUUAUAGGUUCAGAUUGGCAUAAAAGAAUCGAUAAAGUAUUUAUAGAGAAUUUAGGAAAAUAUCGAAAAUAUGAUGGAUCCAAGAUUAGAGAUUUAUUGAGAGCUUUGAGAAAUAAGAAACAUCAUUAUCAAGAUCUACCAGAACAAGUAAAAAAAGCAUUAGGUCAAAUACCUGAUGGAUUUUUAUUUUACUUCACGUCAAGGUUUCCAAAUUUGAUGUUACAUGUAUAUUAUGUUAUUGCAGAAUUCGAAAAUUUGAGAAAUGAGA
This is a messenger RNA of Racocetra persica, 3148 nucleotides long. The record is from the annotation of a GenBank genome assembly. Lineage: Eukaryota; Fungi; Glomeromycota; Glomeromycetes; Diversisporales; Gigasporaceae.